AGUGUGAGGUGAGGUUAAGGUGCUGAGCGUGGUGCGAAUGGAUGGGAUGGACAGAGGAGGAUGGACCUUGGCCCUACCUUUCUGGUAGCGGCUGCUGGCUGUGCUGCACCAUGUGCGUCCUGAACCCUCGGAGCGCUCCUUCCUCUGUGACGAGUAAAUUGGGGGAAGUGGCUCCUUUUUGCAGUUCUCUGAUUUCUUGUAACAAUCGUGGUGGUGUAUAUGCAGAUGGAACACUGGAAGGAUUGGCUUAUGGAUUUUAUCAGCAAUAAAAGAUUAAUUACUUAAGUCUUUGCUAUUCUUAUUGAUAGGGAGAAUGCUGGCAAAUAAACUUUCAAGACUCAUUUUGGAGUUCUAGAAAGCAAAUGUCCUUUGUUGGGCCUGGGCAAUGUGGGGAAUUGAUUUCAUGUGCAGUAAGACGAGCUGGGGACAGAAUAUAUUUCCUGCUUAAGUGUAUGUUUGUAAAUUACUCUGUUACUAUAAAUUAUUACUUCCUAAUUUCUGAUUUUAGUGCUAUUCUGAGCUUCACGACAGCCAAAACUUGAUAAUUUGUAUUUUCAGAGCCAGCUCUGCCUGACCUUGUGUUUGAGAUAGGGAAAUGCUAUGGAGGUGAUUGCAGAAAAAGACACAUCUGUUUAGCACAGGUCUUGCUGGACACGAGAUGUCAUCAGCUCCGAACAACGAACAGAGUCUGGAAAAGCACUUCAUAAAAAAAAAAAAGUGCUCUCAAUGACAUUCUGAAACUUUCAGAAAUACAAUUACUUCGAUGAAUUCAAACUCUCCCGAUUUUUGUAAUAGUAACUACUUCUUGUGUCGUCAUCGCCUCCCAAUCCCACUUUUCUCUGCACGCGGGGCUGAGAAGCGGCUCCGCUUUGCGAGGCUGCCGCCCCACCCCGCUUGCCCACAACAAACAUGGCGGCCGCGGCGCGCGUCACUGGCGUGCGCCGGAAGUAACAAUGGAAGCGACGCCGGAAGCGGGCGGCACGCGGCGGGAGCAGGCAUGGAGGCGGCGGCUCCCAGCCCCUUGCGCUUCAAGAGCAACUAUGCCGUGUCGAGGAAAAUCGAACCGUUCUACAAAGGAGGGCGAGUCCAGAUAAACCGCGAUGGGAAGUAUAUGUUUUGCCCCUGUGGGACCAAGCUGAACGUUAUCGAUGUAGAAACAGGAGCCCUGCACAGCCUCCAGCAGGAUGAAGAAGAGGACAUCACUUCCUUUGUUUUGAGCCCCGACGACGAGAUCCUCGUGACGGGGAGCCGAGCCCUGCUGCUGAAGCAGUGGAACUGGCGAGAGAACAAGUGCGUCCGGAUAUGGAAAGCUGUGCACAUCGCACCAAUUGCUACGAUGGCCUUCGACUCCACGUCAACGUUGUUGGCCACAGGCGGCUGCGACAGCACCAUUAAGAUUUGGGAUAUGGUCAAGCAGUACUGCACACACAACCUGAAAGGAUCUUCAGGAGUUGUACAUCUUGUUGAGUUCCACCCCGAUAUCUCCCGCCUGCAACUCUUCUCCUCCUCGAUUGACUACAAAAUCCGCAUCUGGGACCUGAAUUCCAGCAAAUGUAUUGCUGUGCUGGACGGCCACUUCAGCGCCGUCACCUCGCUGGCAUUCGCAGAUGGAAACACACUUCUUAGUUCUGGCCGUGAUAAAAUCUGCAUGGUGUGGGACCUGAAAACCAGAGAAAGCAAACGAACUGUCCCUGUCUAUGAGAGCGUGGAAGCUGCUGUCUUGUUACCUGAAAAGGGAGAUUUCUCUCAGCUGGGUGUGAAGAAACGAGGACUGCACUUUGUCACAGCUGGCAGCAAAGGCGUCCUGAAAGUCUGGGAGGUCGCCACGGCUGCCUGUGUGUACACCCAGCCCGUGCCCUUUGAGUUGAAGGAGGAGGCCAGUGAGCGCAGCCUCACCCAGUGCAUGCUUGUGCCCGCGAGAAACGAGAUUGUCACAGUCUCUGUGGAACACAACAUCAUUUUGUAUGACGCUCAAACUCUUCAGCUUAGGAAGCAGCUCGCAGGUUACAAUGAUGAAGUUUUAGAUGUGAAGUUCCUUGGGCCUGAUGAUUCUCACAUCGUUGUGGCUACCAACAGCCCUCAGCUGAAGGUAUUUGAACUGGCCACCUCGCACUGCCAGAUCCUCUACGGCCACACAGAAACAAUUCUGGCUUUGGAUGUCUUCAGAAAAGGCCUGAUGUUCGUCAGCUGCGCUAAGGACAAAACCCUGCGAGUCUGGCGGAUGCACAAAGACGGGAAGGUGACCUGUGUUGCCCAAGGACUGGGUCACGUGCAUGGGGUGGGCGCUGUCUCUUGCUCAAGACUGAAAGAAAGCUUCAUAGUAACCAGCAGCCAGGACUGCACAAUCAAGAUCUGGAAUAUCCCAGAAUCCCUUACUUCCAAAGCAAAAGCAGCUCUGAUCUCCAGUCCAGAAAUCCUUCACGCAAGCGUGACUGAGAGGGGUCAUGACAAGGACAUCAACAGUGUGACAGUUUCUCCGAACGACAAGCUGAUUGCCACAGGCUCGCAGGAUCGGCUGGCCAAGCUCUGGUCCUCUUCCGAUUGCUCUUUGCUGGGUGUCUUCACUGGACAUAAGCGUGGAAUCUGGUGUGUGCAAUUCUCGCCGGUGGAUCAGGUCUUGGCCACCUCUUCAGCAGAUGGGACUCUGAAGCUUUGGGGUCUGCGGGACUUCAGCUGCCUGAAGACUUUUGAAGGUCACGAUGCCUCUGUACUGAAGAUCAUUUUUGUAAGCCGAGGAGCACAGCUGCUCAGCAGUGGUUCUGAUGGCCUAUUAAAACUCUGGACGAUUAAGACAAAUGAGUGUGUGAAAACACUGGAUGGUCACGAAGAUAAGAUCUGGGGUCUUCACUCUAACAAGCAAGAUGACAUGGUUGUGUCUGCGUCCAGCGACUCCUGCAUUACGCUGUGGAAGGAUGUUACUGAAAUUGAAGAGAUGGAGGCACAAGCUAAACAGGAAGAGCAGAUCAUGAAAGAGCAAGAGCUUUCUAACCUACUUCACGAGAAAAGAUACCUCAAAGCUUUAGGGCUGGCAAUCUCCCUGGAUCGUCCGCACACGGUGUUGAUGGUGGUCAAAGCCAUCCUCAAGGAAACUGAUGGGAGGAGGCACUUGGAAGAGAACAUUGUUCGGCUCCGGAAGGAUCAGAAAGAGGCUGUGUUAACGUUCUUGGUGACAUGGAACACAAACUCUCGGAACUGCCACGAGGCCCAGGCUAUCGUUGAGAUCCUCCUGAAGCAUGAAGCACCAGACAACCUUCUGCAGUACGCAGGCAUUAAAUCCGCUGUGGAGUCCCUGCUGCCCUACACCGAGCGCCAUUUCCAGAGGCUGAGCCGGUUGCUGCAGGCCUCCAUGUUCAUUGAUUUCAUGUGGCAGAACAUGAGACUGGCUGAUGCAGCCCCACAGGAAGAGCUGACGUCGUAACCUCCUCGCACCAGUUGCUCCUUCCAGAGGGCAGAGGCUGACCUUUCCCACCAGCUACGCAACUGGACCGUCCCUGUAUUUUAUAAUAAAGUUUUAAGUUUGGAU
Messenger RNA from Cuculus canorus (common cuckoo), 3523 nucleotides. RefSeq names its product transducin beta like 3 (gene TBL3). The record is from RefSeq and is a predicted model, not a curated record. Gene Ontology annotation, biological process: endonucleolytic cleavage to generate mature 5'-end of SSU-rRNA from (SSU-rRNA, 5.8S rRNA, LSU-rRNA); endonucleolytic cleavage in 5'-ETS of tricistronic rRNA transcript (SSU-rRNA, 5.8S rRNA, LSU-rRNA). Gene Ontology annotation, cellular component: 90S preribosome; small-subunit processome; nucleolus. Bases 764 to 3418 code for a protein of 884 amino acids. Gene Ontology annotation, molecular function: U3 snoRNA binding; protein binding. The transcript has 23 exons. NCBI's taxonomy places the organism in Eukaryota, Metazoa, Chordata, Aves, Cuculiformes, Cuculidae.